Acomys russatus (golden spiny mouse) is the source of this 1405-nucleotide messenger RNA. It is a transcript of the gene Degs1, whose product is annotated as delta 4-desaturase, sphingolipid 1. Gene Ontology annotation, cellular component: membrane. Gene Ontology annotation, biological process: ceramide biosynthetic process. The record is from RefSeq and is a predicted model, not a curated record. NCBI's taxonomy places the organism in Eukaryota, Metazoa, Chordata, Mammalia, Rodentia, Muridae. Gene Ontology annotation, molecular function: sphingolipid delta-4 desaturase activity. The transcript has 3 exons. The coding region runs from base 107 to 1078 and encodes 323 amino acids.
CCUGUCCCCGCCACUUACCGACACGAGCCGGGGAGCUAGCUGCCGCCGCCACUUCAACGGAGCCCAGACGCGAACGAGAAGCCGAGCGGGUCUGCGUGUUGCAGCCAUGGGGAGUCGCGUGUCCCGAGAGGAGUUCGAGUGGGUCUAUACGGACCAGCCGCACACCGACCGGCGGAAGGAAAUCCUGGCAAAGUAUCCAGAGAUAAAAUUGUUGAUGAAGCCGGACUCCAACCUGAUCUGGAUCAUCGUUGUGAUGUUCCUCUCCCAGCUGGUUGCGUUUUACUUAGUGAAAGACUUGGACUGGAAAUGGGUCAUAUUUUGGUCCUAUAUCUUUGGCAGCUGCCUUAACCAUUCAAUGACUCUGGCCAUCCAUGAGAUUUCUCACAAUUUCCCCUUUGGCCACCACAAGGCUCUAUGGAACCGCUGGUUUGGAAUGUUUGCUAACCUCCCUCUCGGGGUUCCAUACUCCAUUUCCUUUAAGAGAUAUCACAUGGAUCACCAUCGAUUCCUGGGAGCUGAUGGCAUUGAUGUGGAUAUUCCUACAGAUUUUGAGGGCUGGUUCUUCUGUACCACUUUCAGGAAGAUUGUCUGGGUUAUCCUUCAGCCUCUCUUUUAUGCUGUUAGGCCCCUGAUCAUCAAUCCCAAACCAGUUAGUUUUCUGGAAAUCAUUAACACUGUGGUCCAGAUCACUUUUAACAUUAUAAUUUACUAUGUUUUCGGAAUGAAAUCUUUAGUCUAUAUGUUGGGAGCCACCAUUCUUGGCCUCGGUUUACACCCAAUCUCUGGGCAUUUUAUAGCCGAGCAUUACAUGUUCUUAAAGGGACAUGAAACAUACUCGUAUUAUGGACCUCUGAAUCUACUCACCUUCAAUGUGGGCUAUCAUAAUGAACACCAUGACUUCCCGAACGUCCCUGGGAAAAACCUGCCCCAGGUGAGGAAAAUAGCAGCUGAAUACUAUGAUAAUCUCCCGCAUUACAACUCCUGGGUCAGAGUACUGUAUGAUUUUGUGAUGGAUGACACAAUAAGUCCCUAUUCACGGAUUAAGAGGCCUCCAAAAGGGAACGAGGUUCUGGAGUAAAUACCAUCACAGCCAAAAACAUUCCUCUCCAAAGCUUCAUAAUAGCUGAUAAAGUGGACUUUCUGCCUUGUUACACUUACAGUCGGCGAUGCUCAGAAGCUGCACUGGCAUAAUUUCCACCUGGGGUCUCGUGGUACGAGGCUGAUCAGCCUCAGACAGCCCGACUCCUGCGCUCGCUCACCUGUACUCAUGCGUUGUAUUACUGUUACUGAGGAUGCCUUCACUCAUGUCUGUCAUACUAUAAACAUUAUAAAAAGCUUAUGUUAUUUUUCACUAUAAAGUUUUACCUUAUUAAACACCUAAUAAACUGAACUGCUAAUAACAGUA